UAUGGCGGUCUUGAGAUAAAAAUAAAUAAAUUUUUAACCAGCUUUUAAAGUUGUUUGGCAAGAUUGUCAGAUUGGGAAGAUGAUAUGGCGUUACCCCCUUGCUGUAGUAACUGGCGAGUUUGGCUGAAGCCACUGGCCGUCGUUGUUUACAUUUUAUUGUUGUGUAUUUCAGUUCCGCUAUGUAUUUGGGAGCUGCACAACAGAAGAGCACAAACUCAUACACAAGCUUGGUUUAUUGGCGCUAUAUUUGUGUUCUUCACAAUCGGGUUUGCAUUCGCCGGUAUAAUACAACAUCUGCUCAACUACACAAAACCUCAUCUGCAAAGAUAUAUUCUUAGAAUCCUUUGGAUGGUACCAAUAUAUUCUAUUUCCAGUUGGUUAGCCCUCAGAUUUCCUUCAGGAGCUAUUUACUUGGACAGUAUUCGUGAAUGUUACGAGGCGUUCGUUAUUUUGUCAUUUCUGGCAUAUUUGCUCAGUUAUCUCUAUGCUGAGUACGCGGACUUUGACCGUGUUAUGGAAGCAAAGCCACAAGUUCAUCAUCUGUUUCCCGUUUGUUGCCUGCCCGAUUGGCAAAUGGGAAAAGAGUUUAUCGAGAAUUGUAAGCAUGGUGUAAUCUCGUAUACUGUAGUUAGACUCCUCUCAACAUUUGUUGCCUUCGUUACUGAACUAUCAGGUCAUUACAAUGAGGGAAAUUUUGACUUUAAGUCUGCUUGGUCAUAUAUAGUUGUUAUAACAAAUUUCUCACAAAUGUGGGCCCUUUAUUGUCUAGUAUUAUUUUACAAAGCGACUCACAAAGAACUUCAACCAAUAAAACCAUUUGGAAAGUUCUUGUGUAUAAAAAUGGUUGUGUUUGCCACUUUUUGGCAGGCGGCCCUUAUUGGAAUCUUAGUUAAGGCUGGUGUAAUUUCUGGAGAAAAAACUUGGGAAUUUAAAGAUGUUGAAGAUGUUUCAACAGGCAUUCAGAAUUUUUGCAUCUGUGUGGAAAUGUUCAUUGCUGCCGUCGCUCAUUAUUACGUGUUCUCUCACACACCAUUCGUGGAUCCAAACGCACCAUCAUACCCAUGCUGGGCUUCGUUUCGUUCGAUGUUUGACAUGUCUGAUGUCAGACAAGACAUGACCAACCAUGUUCGUGUUGUUGGGAGAAGCGUUAAAGACACCGUAUUGCGUACUAUGCCGCGUAAAACACAGAACCAGAAUGAAAGGAUUCGUUUACUAGACAAUCCUUCAAAUGCACAGCCGACAAUUAACGAAGUUAACGAGCAAGCUGAAGUUAAUCUUAGCCAAGAUAUUAACGAAGCAACCGUAGAAACGAACUAAUCAGUGUAGAAUAUUUAGAUCAUUAUUUAUUUCCCCGACCAAAUUACCGACCAUUUAUAAGUAUUCCAAAGGAUGUGUUAGCACUGAUACCUAUAAAGGCUUUGCAUGAAAUUUUAAAAUUAGAAAACGACCGUUUUAUUUGUUACGCAAGUCGUCAAAACGAGAUGAAAACCCUUGUUAAUUUUUGGGCUAUAGAGGUUGAAUCUAUUGAAAUCGUCGACGUCCGUAAUUUUAUUUACAAUCUACGUGGUAACCACAAUUUGUCAAAAAGUUUAUUAAACCAUAGUAGCUAAUUAUUAAACCGUUUAGAACAGCCAU
This is a messenger RNA of Dendronephthya gigantea, 1635 nucleotides long. RefSeq names its product transmembrane protein 184C-like. Bases 85 to 1317 code for a protein of 410 amino acids. Gene Ontology annotation, biological process: transport. Gene Ontology annotation, molecular function: transporter activity. The record is from RefSeq and is a predicted model, not a curated record. The transcript is spliced from 9 exons. NCBI's taxonomy places the organism in Eukaryota, Metazoa, Cnidaria, Anthozoa, Malacalcyonacea, Nephtheidae.